Messenger RNA from Helianthus annuus (common sunflower), 1959 nucleotides. RefSeq lists its product as uncharacterized. Lineage: Eukaryota; Viridiplantae; Streptophyta; Magnoliopsida; Asterales; Asteraceae. Bases 1 to 1959 code for a protein of 652 amino acids. The transcript has 4 exons. The record is from RefSeq and is a predicted model, not a curated record.
AUGUAUGAGAGGUUAGGGCUAGGAGAGUUGUCACCUACACGCAUGUCUUUGUCGCUAGCCGAUAGGUCCAUCAAGUAUCCACGAGGUAUCAUAGAAAACCUUCUAGUCAAAGUGGAUAAGUUUGUCUUCCCGGUAGACUUCGUAGUUCUUGACAUGGAAGCCGACGAAAAGGUUCCCAUCAUUCUAGGACGCCCAUUCUUGUGUACCGCCAAGGCCAUCAUCGAUGUCUUCGACGGGAAAAUCACACUUCAAGUCGGCGAGGAGAGGGUGACUUUCGAGAUAGCACGCUCCAUGGAACACCCUAGUAGUUCCGACGAUCUUAGUAGUCCUUCCGACCUAGUCGAGAGUAGGAUAGAGGAGGUAAUUGAGAAGGUAGAGGAGAGUGUUAGUGAGAGUAAAGAGGUAGACGAGGACGAGUGGGUUCCCGAAGUGCUAGAAUUGAGUGAAAUAAAGAGUGAAAGUGAGAGUACACCCGUAGAGAAGCCCGCCCCUUUAGAGCUUAAAGUCCUCCCGUCCCACUUAGAGUAUGCUUUCCUAGGUGAGGGGUCCGAGUUUCCCGUCAUUAUUUCGUCUAAGUUAGAGGAGGGAGAAAAGGGUAGACUCUUAGAGGUGUUGAGAGUGAAUAGGGAAGCUAUUGCAUGGCGCCUUUCGGAUAUCAAGGGCAUAAGCCCCGCCUAUUGCACCCACCGAAUCCUCAUGGAAGAUGACUAUAAGCCGGUGGUGCAACCUCAAAGAUGCAUGGUUGCCAUCUUCCAAGACAUGCUUGAGACUUCCAUGGAGGUCUUUAUGGAUGACUUCUCAGUUUAUGGCACCACGUUCGACCAAUGCCUUUCCAACCUAGAUAGGAUGCUUAAGAGAUGCAUAGAGACGAACCUUAUGUUGAAUUGGGAGAAGUGUCACUUUAUGGUGACGGAGGGAAUAGUGCUAGGACACAAGGUGUCGAGAGAGGGAAUAGAGGUGGAUAGGGCCAAGAUAGAUACCAUAAGUAGAUUGCCUCCACCUACUAGUGUUAAGUCCGUUAGGAGUUUCCUAGGUCAUGCGGGCUUUUAUAGGCGUUUCAUAAAGGAUUUUUCCAAAAUCACACGCCCGAUGACUAGGCUUUUAGAGAAGGAUGUACCUUUUGUCUUCGACAAGGAGUGCAUCAAGGCGUUUGACUUCUUGAAAGAGAAACUCGUUAGUGCCCCAAUACUUGUGUCGCCCGAUUGGAGCUUACCCUUUGAGCUCAUGUGUGACGCAAGUGAUUAUGCCGUAGGUGCGGUCCUAGGUCAAAGAGUCGAUAAACACUUUCAUCCGAUUUACUACGCGAGCAAAACUCUGAACGAUGCUCAAGAGAACUAUACCACAACGGAAAAGGAACUCUUAGCCGUAGUGUUUGCGUUUGACAAGUUUCGCUCAUAUCUCGUGCUUUCUAAAACCACCGUGUUCACCGAUCACUCCGCUCUGCGCUUUCUUUUCCAAAAGAAAGAUGCGAAGCCACGUCUUAUUAGGUGGAUUCUUUUGCUCUCCGAGUUCGAUAUAGAAAUUAAGGAUAAAAAGGGAGCGGAAAAUGUGGCCGCCGACCACUUGUCACGGUUAGAGGACCCUAAGAGAGAGGAAGUUCGUGAGGAUACCAUAGGAGAUACCUUUCCCCACGAAACCAUAGAUUUUGUGAGUGCCAAGGUAGAGGGUUUGCCAUGGUUUUCGGAUUUGGCAAAUUAUUUGGCAACCGGAGAUCUUGUGAGGGGGAUGUCGUUCCAACAAAAGAAAAAGCUUCUUAGGGAGGCUAGGAAGUACAUAUGGGAUGAUCCUUACCUCUUUAGGAUAGGAGGAGAUAGAGUGCUUAGGAGGUGUGUCGCUAAGGAGGAGGGUUUAGACAUCCUUAGGCAUGUGCAUGAAGGUUUAACUGGGGGUCAUCACGGAGCACAUGUGACGGCACAAAAAGUUUUCGAUAGUGGGUUUUAUUGGCCGACGCGGGAAUAG